Schizosaccharomyces osmophilus is the source of this 2028-nucleotide messenger RNA. RefSeq names its product long-chain-fatty-acid-CoA ligase Lcf1 (gene lcf1). Gene Ontology annotation, biological process: long-chain fatty acid metabolic process; long-chain fatty-acyl-CoA metabolic process. The record is from RefSeq and is a predicted model, not a curated record. The transcript is spliced from 2 exons. NCBI's taxonomy places the organism in Eukaryota, Fungi, Ascomycota, Schizosaccharomycetes, Schizosaccharomycetales, Schizosaccharomycetaceae. Gene Ontology annotation, molecular function: long-chain fatty acid-CoA ligase activity. Gene Ontology annotation, cellular component: lipid droplet; endoplasmic reticulum; plasma membrane. The coding region runs from base 1 to 2028 and encodes 675 amino acids.
AUGAAAGUUCAAGGAAAAUCUGUCUCUGAGGCGAAAGCUCAUGAAACAGGAAUUGUUCGGAAUGUAAAUGCCACGAAGGAACUUCCUACUGUUUUGGACAACGAAACAAGAACCUUGUAUGAUCUUUUAGCAAAUGCAGUCAAACGCUAUGGAGACAAGCAUGCUGUAGGUUAUCGAGAUCUAGUUAAGGAGCAUGUGGAAGAGAAGAUGAUUACGAAGGUUGUAAACAAUGAAAAGACAGAAAUCCCAAAGAAGUGGUCGUAUUUUGAGCUUUCUGACUACAAAUACCUUAGCUUCAACCAAUUCUAUGAAAAGACCAUGCGCCUUGCUGGUGGGUUGCGUAAACUUGGUUUGAAAGCAGGUGACAAGUUGGAACUUUAUGCUUCUACUACCGCUUGUUGGUUCAUGAUGGCUCAUGCCGCUAUGUCUCAGUCUAUGUCGAUUAUUACAGCUUAUGAAACUUUGGGUGAGGAAGGUCUUUUGCAUUCUUUACGUGAAACCGGUGUGCAGGCAAUCUAUACCGAAGCCAAUCAUUUGAAGAGCCUUGUCAAUCCUUUGAAGGAAGUCAACUUACACUACAUUAUCUACCGUGGUGAAGCUAAUCCUGAAGACAUUGAAGCACUAAAGCAAUCUCGCUCAGACAUUAAGUUAAUCUCCUAUGAGGAACUUGAGUCUGCUUCGGAACCUGCUGCUCCUGAACCUCCUUCCCCUGAAGACCUUUGUUGUACUAUGUAUACUUCUGGUAGUACUGGCCUCCCUAAGGGUGUAUUGUUGACACAUAAAAACAUGGUAGCUUUGGUAACAGGUGUCUGCAAGGUCAUUCCAGAAGUUACUUCUCGAGACUAUCUUUUGGCAUAUCUUCCAUUGGCACACAUUCUAGAGUUUGCGUUUGAAAAUUUAUGCUUGGCUUGGGGUGGUACCAUUGGCUAUGCCGGUGUUCGUACCCUGACGGAUGCGAGCUGCAGAAACUGUCAUGGUGAUAUACUUUCUUUCAAACCUACGAUUAUGGUGGGAGUCCCUGCAGUUUGGGAGAUGGUCCGUAAGGGUAUAACCAGCAAGUUGGGUGCUGCUUCCUCUGUCAAGAGGUCUGUUUUCUGGGCUGCUUACCACGCCAAGAUUCGUAUGAUGCGCCAUGGAAUUCCUGGCAGUUCUUUCUUUGAUGCCGCUGUCUUUAAUAAAAUCCGCAGUGCCGGUACUGGUGGUCGCUUACGUUACGUGUUGUCGGGUGGUUCAGCCUUGUCUCCCGAUACAAAGCAAUUUUUGAGUGUCGUUCUUUGCCCAGUUUUGAUCGGAUAUGGUUUGACCGAGGUUAGUGCCGCUGCAAUGAUCGAAACGCCUUCUACCUUCAACAUUGAUGACUCUGCCGGUGUCAUUUUACCUUGCACGGAACUGAAAUUAAUUGAUUGUGAAGAAGGUUCUUACUAUACAAACUCCAAUCCUCCUCGUGGUGAGAUUUUACUUCGUGGACCUUCUUUGACACAGGGUUACUUGAAUCGUAAGCAAGAAAAUAAGGAGAGUUUCAGCGAGGACGGCUGGUUCAUGACGGGUGAUGUUGGAGAAUUGACUCCUCAUGGAUUAUUAAGAAUUAUCGACCGUAAAAAGAAUCUUGUCAAGACCCAAAACGGUGAAUAUAUUGCCUUGGAGAAGUUGGAAUCUCGAUACCGUUCGAGCUCUCUUGUUGCUAACAUUUGCGUCUACGCUGACCAAUCGAAGGUCAAACCUAUUGCCGUUAUUGUGCCUAACGAAGCCGCUGUUCACAAGUUGGCCGUGGAAAAAGCAGGCGUUGACGACAGCACCUCUUGGGAGAGUGUUUGUAAAAACAAGAAGGUGCGUCAUAUGGUUCUGGAAGAUCUUUUGAAAAUUGGACGUUCUCAUCGUUUUUCCAACAUUGAACUUCUUCAAAACGUCGUCCUUGUUCCUAUUGAAUUUACUUCAGAAAAUGGUUUGGUUACAGCUGCUCAAAAGCUUCAACGUCGUAAAAUCGUAGAACACUUCAGCAAGGAUGUUAAUGAAGCGUAUGCUGAGUAA